AUGAAUAUCACUAAAAGUAUAAUUAUCUUCGUGUGUUUUCUUAUCGUCUCUGACGUUCUUGCUCAAAUAACAACACCGACAGCUAUCCAAGCUGAACCUCCUAAAGGACCACUACCAGCCAGUGUCCCUAAAGGUGGUCCGAACAAUGGUCCCCUGAUAACUAACCCUCCGAAUGGCAUUCCCCCUCCGGUAAAUGAUCCGAAGAGUCCUCCGAAGGGUGUUGAUCCACCUCCGAAGAGUGAUCCACCGCCGAAUGUUCCUCCGGAAGGUAGUCAACCGACAAGUGCUCCUCCAGCAGGUGUUCCACCGGCAAAUAGUCAACCGACAAGUGUUUUUCCGACAAUUGGUCAACAGGCAGGUGUUCCUCCACCGAUAAAUAGUCAACCGACAGGUGUUCCCCCAACAGGUGGUAAACCUCCAACAAAUGUUUCUCCGACAAGUAGUCAACCGCUAGGUGUUCCUCCAGCAGGUGUUCCUCCGACAAAUAGUCAACCGGCAGCUGGUCAACCGGCAAGUGUUCAUCCAAAAGGUGGUCAGCCAGCAGGUGUUCUUCCGACGGGGAAUAGCGAUCCAAAUAGUGGUCAAAAAACUGAUCCGACAAAAGUUAUAAUUUCCAAUGUUCCAGCUAGUCCACCUCCUGAUGACAAUAUUAUACCUAUCGAUGCUACGGAUACUGCACCAAGCGUUCGGAUUAACUAUUUAGAAUUGGUCGUUGGCUUUUUUGUUCCUUUAUUAAUUGCACGUUCGCAAUAUUAUGGAGUAAUGAAUAAUGAGAAAUCUUAUUCUGGAU
Molecule: messenger RNA, 790 nt
Organism: Dentiscutata heterogama
Lineage: Eukaryota; Fungi; Glomeromycota; Glomeromycetes; Diversisporales; Gigasporaceae
Source: the annotation of a GenBank genome assembly